This is a messenger RNA of Amyelois transitella, 2240 nucleotides long. RefSeq lists its product as uncharacterized. The record is from RefSeq and is a predicted model, not a curated record. Gene Ontology annotation, cellular component: nucleus. Bases 110 to 859 code for a protein of 249 amino acids. Lineage: Eukaryota; Metazoa; Arthropoda; Insecta; Lepidoptera; Pyralidae. The transcript is spliced from 6 exons.
UGAUCGGUCAAUUUCGUGAUGACGCCGUGUGCACCCAGUACAUAGGUAUAAUUAUUGUGUGGCUUUCUAUUGGUACGAGCAAGCGUAAAAUUUACUUUGAUAUUGCAAAAUGGAGAAGCCUAAUAAAGAAACACUAAAGUUGGAGAUCGUAAAGAUCUUGAAAAAUGCUGACUUCUCGAAGACAUCCACCAAGAAGGUCAUACAGAAGUUGGAGGAGGUGUUUCAAUGUGACCUGACAGACAGGAGGAAGAUGAUUGACGCAAUAGUCAUAGAGUAUGUGAAUGACCACUUCCCUGAAGGGGAGGAGGAGAACGAGCAAGAUGAUGAAGAGGACGAUGAUGAUGAUGAUGAAGAAGAAGAAGAAGAAAAACCGAAGCGUGCACCGACCAAACGCGCCGCCCCCGCCUCCAAGCGGCCCGCUAAGAAACAGAAGCAAUCUUCUGACGAAGAAGAUGAAGAGGCCAGUGGGAGUGAGAGUGACUAUGAGAAGGAGAAACCCAAAAAGAAGAAAGGAAAGAAGAAGGACUCAGAUGGUGACUUCGAUAGCGAUUGGGCCAAGAAGGAGAAGAAGAAGGCUCCCAAGGGGAAAAAGGCGGGCGCUGGGCGCGGCAAGGGCGGCGGCUACACGCGCGCGUACACGCUGUCGCCCGCGCUGGCCGAGCUGGUGGGCGCCGAGCGCAUGCCGCGCCACGAGGUGGUCAAGCGCGUGUGGGCCAUCAUCAAGGAGAAGAAGCUGUACGACCCCAACAACAGGCAAUUCGCGAUAUGCGACGAUGCUCUUUACAAGGUGAUCGGUACAAAACGUUUCCGCACAUUUGGUAUGAUGAAAUACCUUAAAACUCAUUUCCUCGACGACUAAAUGAGCACCUAGAUUAGUGGAAUCCAUAAAAAGAGAACCAGUUAUAUGUCGUAUUUUAUCCUUAUUGGUUCAUCGCUUUUUAUUUCUUGUGAAUUUAUAAUGUAUUUUCUAAUAAGAGGGAGAUGUUUAAUGGUAUGGUAUGGUUUAGGGGUAGUCCGUAUGAUUCAUACAUACAUAUAGUCUUUAUCCUUUACGGGGUAGACAGACUUACUCGUUUAAUGCUGUUUAGUAUACAGCAAAAUUUUAUUUUGUGUUAUCUUAAAAAACCAUCACAUUUAUCAAUGUUUUUGAAAAUGUGAAUCUUUGGAACUUAAAGGAAAUUGGCAUUUAUUUUUGUUUCUACGAACCUACCUAAACCUAGACUAGACCAAUUAAGAUGCUCAUGAAGUUUAAUUGUCUUGAUGUAAAGUUUUUUUUAGUGAUGAAACUUUUUACCUUAUGUAAAGACAAGACACACAUUUACUUCACUAUAUUUAUAUUAAUUUUCUUCUUAAUUUGCUGUGAUAUCUUUUUAUGGAUUGUAAUUAUAUAAGCCAAUCACGAGAUGGCAUUAGAACGUCCUUAAAAUCUUCCAUCGCGUUCAAAACGUAUGCAAUUUUACAUGAUUAAGUAUUAAUAUCAAUAAUACCAAUAUUUUUAUUUUUAUUUUUUAAUCUGCGUAAAUAAGCUAGUUGACGAAUUUUUGACUUAUAUCUUAUUCCAUAGAAUAAAUGAGUAUUUACUACAUUUUUUGGCGUACUAACAUAAAAGACACACACAACAACGCAGGAUUAAUUUUAAAAUCCAAUUUAAAAAUUGUGUUUUUUGUUUUUAAUUCGAAACGCCGAAAACGCUGUCGGCCAUGAUGUGACGUCAUUCAACUUGUAAACAAAUGAACGUCAUCCAUAUGUGGUGUUUCUAAAAUUCUUAAUUCUUCGAGAAAUACUCCUAAUUAAGUUCUUGGUUUUAUUGAAAAACAAUAAUAAUAAUCAUCAGUUUCUAACUGAAUGGUAAAUAACUUUAGUACCUACUUUGUUCACUGUCUUGAUACAUACUUAACCUAAAAAAUGAAUUACAAAAAAAAAAAACAACUUUCAGAUACAGUAAAGUUGUUAACUAAGUAGGUAGUUACAUCAAAGUGAUCUUCGCAAAAAUACAUUUAGAGUUACAGUCGAUAAAGAUUCAUGAUCCCUUUGAGCUAGUCUUAACCAUGCGUUACGUAUAUUAUUAUGUGUUUCACUAGGUACCUACUCGAAUCCACAACUAUUCUGGGGUCUUUAUCGAUUUGUUUUUGCAUUCUUUGUCGAUACUACAACGAUAAUUACUAUAUUUUUCAUGUACACUAGUAGAAGUCAUGUUUUAAAUUUAAACUUGGGAGGUUAUGCACGACAAAUGUUUGUUU